UUGCCAAGGGUUACAAGAGGCUUCUGGCCACUGAAAUUCCAAGCAGGAGAAUGGGCCAAUGCACAAGUCACUCUAUGAAGAAAGGAGAGUUAGAAGAAUACCAGGUGUUGACAUUUCUCACCAAAGGAGAAAUACUUCGGAUCCAUGAAACUUUUUGUAGUUCAUGCCCCCAAGGAAAAGAUUACCGGAAAGAAAAACUCACAGCGGAGCAGGUGUGUAGCUGGCCACAGCUGAAGAUGAAUCCAUUCAGGGACAGGAUCUGCAAGGUCUUCUCCACAGAUGGCUACUUUACAUUUGAGGACAUCCUUGGGAUGGCAUCUGUCUUCAGUUACCUAGCAUGUCCCACCCUUAAGGUUGAAUACGCUUUUCGGAUUUAUGAUUUCAACAAUGAUGGUUUUAUUGAUGAGGAAGAUCUUCAAAAUGUCAUCCGCAGAUUAAUCAACAAGAAUAACCUCAGUGAGGAAGAAAUUGUGUCUCUGGCGAACCAUAUUUUGGAGGAAGCUGACUUGGAUAAUGACAGAAUGCUCUCUCUAGCAGAAUUUGAACACGCUAUGAUAAAGUCUCCAGACUUCCUACAAUCCUUCAAGAUCUACUUCUGAGAGACAAGAAUGUGACAACAUGAGAGAUUCAGGACCUUGCAACUGGAUGUGCACAAGAUAACAAAUGUUAACACUAAAAACUGCCAUGAAAGAUCAGAUAGCAAAUCAGUCCAUGUAUUUUUGCAAAUAAUAUGCAAAUAAACAAUGAUUCUGAGAAGAGGAAGAAAGAAGUCAUUUAUCUAAGUUUGUCUUUUUUUCCAUCCAGUGCAGUUAUAGAGAAUGACAUUUUCAUAGCAACGAUAAGCACUUUUUGUACAAGAAGAGAGGGAGAAUUUGGCUAUACAAUGCACUUAAUUUUCUCUAUAAUAAAUUCCUCUAUACUAAAAAGGAAA
Messenger RNA from Pantherophis guttatus, 931 nucleotides. RefSeq names its product calcium and integrin binding family member 4 (gene CIB4). Gene Ontology annotation, molecular function: magnesium ion binding; calcium ion binding. The record is from RefSeq and is a predicted model, not a curated record. NCBI's taxonomy places the organism in Eukaryota, Metazoa, Chordata, Lepidosauria, Squamata, Colubridae.